AUGGUAGAUAUUAAAACUUUAGUUGAAGGCAAACCAAUAUGGUCAAGUGACUAUGAAGAUAUAGUUCAGUCACCGUAUAAUUAUUUAGCACAACAACCUGGUAAGAAUUUCAGAUCAUUACUAGUUAAAACAUUUAAUCAAUUCUAUGGUCUUGAUGAAGAACAAAUAUUGUUGAUUGAUAAAUUAGUUGGAAUUUUACAUACUGCAAGCUUAUUAAUCGAUGAUAUUGAAGAUAAUUCAGUUAUUAGAAGAGGUAUGGAAACUGCACAUUUAAAAUAUGGUAUACCGAUGACAAUUAACUCUGCUAAUUAUAUGUAUUUUAAAGCUAUGGAAGUUCUCCAAGAUAUUUCAAAAUUACAUAUAAAGGAUUCACCGCAGAUUGAUCAUAAUGUAUUAUUGAAAGAAUUGAUGAUUAUAUUUAAUGAAGAAUUGAUAAAUUUACACAGAGGACAAGCAUUAGAUAUAUAUUGGAGAGAUACCUUCCCUGAAAUAAUACCUGAUGAAGAUAUGUAUUUUAAUAUGGUUAUGAAUAAAACAGGUGGAUUAUUCAGACUAGCGGUCAGAAUCAUGGAAACCUUGAAUGGAAAUUCAAAGGAUUCGAAAUCUUUGGUACCUUUGGCAAAUUUAUUGGGAAUUUUAUACCAAGUUAGAGAUGACUUACAAAAUUUAACAGAUCAAAAUAUGAUUGAAAAAAAAGGUUAUGCUGAGGAUAUAUCAGAAGGCAAACUUUCAUUUCCAAUUAUUCAUGGUGUCAAAUUUGAAUUAAAAGAAGGCAAAGACAGAAAAUUAGUAGACAUUAUUAAAUCGAAAACGAUGGACUUUGACAUUAAAAAAGAAGCAGUGGAUUAUCUAGAGAAUAAAAGUUAUUCAAUUGCAUACACUUCAGAGGCUAUCAAAAAUAUCUCUCAAAUGAUAAUGAAUGAUGGAUAUAUCCCUGAAGUGAAUGAAAAUUCUAAGAAAAAUAUCUUAAAUAUUGUCGAAUACCUUUCACGUACUUAG
Vanderwaltozyma polyspora DSM 70294 is the source of this 999-nucleotide messenger RNA. It is a transcript of the gene BTS1, whose product is annotated as farnesyltranstransferase. Gene Ontology annotation, molecular function: prenyltransferase activity. Lineage: Eukaryota; Fungi; Ascomycota; Saccharomycetes; Saccharomycetales; Saccharomycetaceae. The transcript has a single exon. The coding region runs from base 1 to 999 and encodes 332 amino acids. Gene Ontology annotation, biological process: isoprenoid biosynthetic process. The record is from RefSeq and is a predicted model, not a curated record.